This is a messenger RNA of Symbiodinium sp. CCMP2592, 1875 nucleotides long. The record is from the annotation of a GenBank genome assembly. Lineage: Eukaryota; Dinophyceae; Suessiales; Symbiodiniaceae.
AUGGGUGACGAGGAGAAGUUCGUGGUGGAUCUGGACCAGCCGGGGAUUGGAGAUGGUGUGAAACUUGGGGUGAAGUGUCCCAAGGAGUUUUUGGAGAAGCUGUGGGUCGAUCCCCACUUCCCCCUGGACUACACCUCCAUAGGCAUUCCAAAAGAGGAGGCCAUGAGUGUGGCCGGUCGUAUGCUGGACUAUGUCUGGUGCCCAAUUACCUACUGCCAUCCGGGCAAGCCGCUGUUCCCAGAGGAUGGCAUGAUUGAUCCUGCCACUUUGAUGCAGGGGGCGCUUGGGGAUUGCUGGCUCAUUUCUGCCAUUUCCACCAUGGCGGAAUAUCCGGAUUCCAUUCGAAAUCUCUUCAUCACCAAGGAGCACAAUGAAAUCGGGCAAUAUGUGGUGCGUUUGUGGUCUCAAGAGUUGAGCUCCUGGGUUAGAGUGAAGGUGGAUUCCUUCAUGCCCCUUGACACUGGAGGCGGCGUAGCUUAUGAAGGAAAGCCCUUGAUCUAUGUGAAUCCCUGUGACGAUGCUGUUUGGAUGUGUGUCUUGGAGAAAGCUUUCGCCAAGAUUUGGGGGAACUACAUGCAACUGAACGGUGGGCUGGUCAGUGACGGUUGGAAAGUUAUGACCGGGGCAUCGGAAGGGGAGAUUGAGAACUGGCACCUUGGCUCCAAUGGCUGGGGCAAGAGAUACAGCGCCUUCGACGUCCAAGAUCUUGAUGUCGAAUGGGAUGACGAGACAAAGUCGUUCCACAACCCCGACCAGGAACUGGGUCCAUAUACUCCUGAGGAGUUCUUCAAGUGCCUGCAGUCUUGGGAUUCCAAGAAAUACCUCAUGUGUGCUGGCAUCAUCGCCAAGAAAAAUCCCAACAUUAAAGAAGAUGUCGAGGGCGAAGCGGAGGGUGAUCUGGGGAAUGGUUUGGUCACCAAGCACACCUAUGGGGUGUUGGGAUCCUACGAGGGACAUGGCUUGGAGUUGGUUCGAGUUCGGAAUCCCUGGGGAAAGAAGCAAGAGUACGACGGUGAUUGGGGUGACAGCUCGGAGAAGUGGAAGGAGCAUCCAGAGGUGGCCAAGGAGGUGAAUUUUCAGAAGCGAGUGGAUGGGGUCUUCUGGAUGACGAUUGCUGACUUCUGCAAGUGGUUUACCAUGCUGCAAGUGCUGAAGAAGAGCCAGCCAGGAGAGCGAGCGGUUGACUCGCCCUAUGAAGAGAAGAGGGCUGAGAAGGUGAAAAAGGCCCGGGAACGAGCCCAACGCAUCAGGCGUGAGCUCUACGACAAUGGUGGAUGGUACACCGAUGAGGCAGUCAGUUGGAGAGGUGACAAGAUGCCCAACAUGCGAGUCUUCCAAGAUCCGGAUCUCUUCGACAUCGUGACGAAAGCAUACAUGGAGCAUUGGGGAAUUCCGGAAAACAAUGCCAAAGACUUCGCAGAGCAUGCCAGGACCAAGCUACCUCCCAAGAUCGAGCGUCUCUUGGCCAACAGGACGAAGGCCAAGAGCAAACGGGAAGAAACACCUCAGUGGAUGAAGGGUGAAGUCUGUGGAAGCCUUCCUCCAGGCCCAGACUCAACCGGCCCUCCGGACUCAACCAGCCCCACUGCUGCGGGCAGCGGCCUGGGUGCUGUCCGAGCACUGCAGAAGGAGGCAGCUGAGGCCGAACCUGACCCCUUGGCCGAAGCCAGGGCCGAAGCACUGCGCAAGGAUCGGGAGGCCAUAGCCAAAAUCAGAGCCGAGAUGGCAGCCAGGCAGGCUGGGCAGGAUGCUGAGGCUGGGAAAGAGAAAGAAUCCACACCCAUCGAUGAUGAGGGUCGCUAUGCGGCCUUGUUAGAGGCAGAGAAGAAGGGACUCUCUCAAGCAGACAAGUGGGCCGCCAUGGGCAUGUUCUGA